AUGCAACUAAUACUAAUUGUUUUCGCGAUUCUCUUAUGGCUUACACAUUUUACCCAACAGACAACACUCUCCUACAGACAAUAUCGUCAGAAAGAAGAAAUCCCGAUCAUUGUCCCACCACAAGAUAUUGACUCGAAUCCAAAAACACCAAAAGACAAAGAAUUGUCAACACCAGGUGAAGACGAAGACGCAGUUGUAGCAUCCGGCGGUGGAAGCGAAGUAAAUCACCGGUCAAAACGUUUAUCCGAGAAUCGACCAGCCGCCUAUCGUAAUCCCUUUUCAACCUUUUUAAAGCGUAAACGUCAUUCAAAAUCAACGGAAUCACGAUUAAUCUUGAGAAAGGAGUAUACAAACGGAGAUUCCAAGUGUGGUUUAAUGUGUCAUUUACUAUGUCGACCUGGUUGUUCAAAAAUAUGCUAUUCAUCGUGUACAUGA
Messenger RNA from Trichobilharzia szidati, 435 nucleotides. The record is from the annotation of a GenBank genome assembly. NCBI's taxonomy places the organism in Eukaryota, Metazoa, Platyhelminthes, Trematoda, Strigeidida, Schistosomatidae.